AUGAAGCAGUUGAUCAGAAGGCUCUCCCGGGUCGCCGACUCGUCGCAGUACUGCCUCCUGCGCUCCGCCGACACGGCCUCGUCCCGCCCGCGCCGAAGCGAGUCGUUUCGGGUGAAGCUCCGCCGCCGCAGGUCCUCCGCCGGCGAACCGGUGGUUCCGGAGGGACACGUGCCGGUCUACGUUGGCGACGAGAUGGAGCGGUUCGUGGUUCACGCCGAGCUGCUGAACCACCCGGUCUUCGUCGAGCUCUUGAACAAGUCGGCUCAGGAGUACGGCUACGAGCAGAAGGGCGUGCUCCGGAUCCCUUGUCACGUGAUCGUCUUCGAGCGCGUGCUGGAGGCUCUCCGCCUCGGGCAGCCCCCGUCACGUGACCUGCAUGACCUCCUGAGCUCGAUCUCCGACGACCUGAGAUCUUGGUAG
Prunus armeniaca (apricot) is the source of this 420-nucleotide messenger RNA. Lineage: Eukaryota; Viridiplantae; Streptophyta; Magnoliopsida; Rosales; Rosaceae. The record is from the annotation of a GenBank genome assembly.